GGAAAAACGGAGUUCUUCCCCUCUCCUUUUUUUCGUUCGGUUUUAAUUUCCUAGUUCAUGUAGGAAAGUGAAAAUCCUAAUGCUCUAUAAAAUAAACCAAUUAGCCCUUCGAAGAAAUUAAAACACAAACCAUCAUGUCUUCUGAAAAGCUCUUAACUUUAAAGACGAGCGACGGUGAAGAGUUUGUUUUAGAAGAGGCAAUGGCUUUUAGGUCACUAACCAUCAAGAAUGCAGCUCCAACCAACACCAACAAUAAUACUCCUCUGUCAAUUAAUGUCCAAAGCAAUACAAUGAUCAAAGUGAUUGAAUACUGGACGAAACACUCAGAGAGAGAUAUAUCAGAGGACCAGUUGAUGACUUUUGACAAGAAUUUCUUCAAGUUAAUGGAUAAAUCAAAAUUGUUUGAUCUCGUCUUAGCUGCUAAUUAUCUUGCCGCUAAGGAGUUAUUGGAUGCUGCAUGCGAACAAGUUGCUGAUAGAAUCAGAAGGAAAACACCAGAAGAAAUACGUGAUUUUUUCAACAUCAAUAGAGAGGAUGAGGAGCAAAUCUUUAAAGAGUUAAAUAAUUAAUUGCGUGCUAGUUUGGGCGGUUGAAUGAUUUUCUAGCAAUGUUUCGAUUUAUUUUUUUUUGGUUGAAAUUGUCUAGCUAUACCUUGGUGUUCUGUUCUUGUUUUUGGUUUGACUUCUUUCUUCGUGGAGUAUGUUUUAUCUUUUCAGAAUUUGUUGGUUUUGAUUGAUCUAUAAAUUAUUUUUUAAUG
Messenger RNA from Lycium barbarum (goji berry), 757 nucleotides. Its product is annotated as SKP1-like protein 11. The coding region runs from base 135 to 569 and encodes 144 amino acids. Gene Ontology annotation, biological process: SCF-dependent proteasomal ubiquitin-dependent protein catabolic process. The transcript has a single exon. The record is from RefSeq and is a predicted model, not a curated record. Gene Ontology annotation, molecular function: cullin family protein binding. Lineage: Eukaryota; Viridiplantae; Streptophyta; Magnoliopsida; Solanales; Solanaceae. Gene Ontology annotation, cellular component: cytoplasm; nucleus.